Molecule: messenger RNA, 1619 nt
Organism: Danio aesculapii
Lineage: Eukaryota; Metazoa; Chordata; Actinopteri; Cypriniformes; Danionidae
Product: cytochrome P450 27C1-like
Exons: 7
Coding region: 270-1619 (449 amino acids)
Biological process (GO): cortisol metabolic process; cellular response to peptide hormone stimulus; glucocorticoid biosynthetic process
Cellular component (GO): mitochondrial inner membrane
Molecular function (GO): oxidoreductase activity, acting on paired donors, with incorporation or reduction of molecular oxygen; monooxygenase activity; iron ion binding
Source: RefSeq, a predicted model, not a curated record
AAUUUUGCAACAAAAGGAAAUCCUUCACUUGGGCUUUUCACGGGCACGUCCGCUGCCUCGUGGGGGAUGCGUAAGGACCGCUUGUUCAUCCCAGUGCCAAAACUCCAGUGUCCAAUCCCCUUCGCUGAUCCCGCAGCUCUCCCUGGGACCUUUAAAAGACCGCUGCGCACCACACAAACCACAAGCGCAUUCACUCCAGUCUGCGAACACUUACACAUCUCCAAGCAGCUCCUCAAUUCAGCUUGGCGAGCUUUUACGCAGUCUUUGACAUGGCUCUUCAAAGCACUAUUCUGCACCUGGCCCGCAAGAAUCUGCUCCAGGACUCCUGCAGGCAGCUUCUCGUCCAGACCCACGGGCUCCACAAGUCGGUGGCGAGCGGCUCUCUGGAGAUCGCGGCGCAUAGCCAGGCGGACCUGAAGGAGGAGAGCGCAGUGAGUCCGGCGGAGGAGGUGCAGAAAGCGGCGAGAGUCAAGAGCCUCAAGGAGAUGCCCGGACCCAGCACUGUCGCCAACCUCCUGGAGUUCUUCUACCGGGAUGGAUUCAGCCGCAUCCAUGAGAUCCAGAUGGAGCAUGCUCAGAAGUAUGGGAAGAUCUUCAAGUCUCGAUUUGGACCUCAGUUUGUCGUGUCCAUCGCUGAUAGAGACAUGGUGGCGCAGGUUCUCAGAAGUGAAAGUGCAACUCCUCAGAGAGGCAACAUGGAGUCCUGGAAGGAGUACAGAGAUUUGAGGGGAAGGUCCACGGGACUCAUCUCAGCCGAGGGUGAUGAGUGGCUGAAUAUGCGCAGUGUUCUGCGUCAGCUGAUUAUGCGUCCCCGAGAUGUGGCUGUUUUCUCUUCCGACGUUAACGAUGUGGUGGCUGACCUGGUGAAGAGAGUGAAGACACUGCGAAGCCAGCAGGAUGACAGCCAGACUGUCCUCAACAUUAAUGAUCUGUUCUUCAAAUAUGCCAUGGAAGGUGUUGCAACUAUUUUAUAUGAGACUCGUCUGGGCUGCUUGGAAAAUGAAAUUCCUAAGAUGAGUCAAGAGUACAUCACCGCAUUGCACCUCAUGUUCAGCUCCUUUAAGACCACCAUGUACGCCGGUGCCAUUCCCAAAUGGCUGCGGCCCAUCAUUCCCAAACCCUGGGAGGAAUUCUGCAGCUCAUGGGACGGCCUCUUUAAAUUCAGUCAAAUCCAUGUGGACAAGAGGCUUUCUGAGAUCAAAAAGCAGAUGGAGAGGAGCGAAGAGAUUAAAGGAGGGUUGCUGACUCACAUGCUGGUCACCAGAGAGAUGAAUCUAGAGGAGAUCUACGCAAACAUGACAGAAAUGCUCCUGGCUGGGGUGGACACGGUAGGAGAUACUUCAUUUGACCUGCCGGAAGCAAAUGUGCUAAUCCAGAUCUCUUCUCAUGGUGGUUCUCGACGUCAGGAAGCUCAGAGACUGGGCAGAGUGCUGCGAGCCAAGAAAGGAAUGGUUGCAGAAGAAUACAAUGCUUACUUCUACUCGCUCGUCUCUCAGGACACACAGGAAAUGGCUUAUUCCACCAAGAGACAGCGCUUCCUGGUGGACCAGGGAUACAGUUUCAAGGGUUUCAAGGCCAAAUACAUACGUUUAAUUACGCUGACUGGAAACGGUUGUUAA